GGCACCUACCCCGGGCGGAAGCGAGGCACCGUGCAUCCCCAGACCAUCAGCUUCCCCUGCCCGGCCUGCCAGCGGGACGUGGACCUGGGCGAGCGGGGCCUGGGCAGCCUCUUCCGCAACCUGACGCUGGAGCGGAUCGUGGAGCGGUACCGCCAGACCAUCAAUAUUAGCGCCGCCAUCAUGUGCCAGUUCUGCAAGCCCCCGCAGCUGGAGGCCACCAAGGGCUGCACUGAGUGCAAGUCCAGCUUCUGCAACGAGUGCUUCAAGCUCUACCACCCCUGGGGGACCCAGAAGGCUCAGCAUGAGCCCACACCGCCCACUCUCACCUUCCGCCCCAAGGGUCUGAUGUGCCCAGAGCACAAGGAGGAGGUGACUCACUAUUGCAAAACCUGUCAGCGCCUGGUGUGCCAGCUCUGCCGUGUGCGACGCACUCACACCAGCCACAAGAUCACCCCCGUGCUCAGCGCCUACCAGGCACUCAGGGAGAAGCUGACAAAGAGCCUUGCGUACAUCCUGAGCAGCCAGGACACGGUGCAGACGCAGAUUGCUGAGCUGGAGGAAACAGUGAAGCACACAGAGGCGAACGGGUCUCAGGCCAAGGAGGAGGUGUCCCAGCUGAUCCAGGGGCUGUGCGCGAUGCUGGAGGAGAAGCGGGCGUCCCUGCUGCAGGCAAUCGAGGAGUGCCAGCGGGCCAGCCUCCAUUACCAGAUCCAAGAGCACCAGGCCAUGCUGGAGAACUCGGGCAUGGUGGGCUACGCCCAGGAGGUGCUGAAGGAGACCGACCACCCCUGCUUCGUCCAGGCUGCCAAGCAGCUGCACAACAGGAUCCUCAGGGCCACGGACUCGCUGCAGAGCUUCCGGCCUGCGGCCACAGCCUCCUGCAGCCACUUCCAGCUGGAUGUCAGUAGGGAACUGAAGCUGCUCACAGACCUGGCCUUCAUCAAAGCGCCCGAGGCCCCCGUCAUCGACACGCAGCGCACCUACGCCUACGACCCGAUGUUCCUGUGCUGGCGGGGGCCGCUGGCCAUCAGCAAGGACCAGCGCGCCGUGCGCAGCGUGCCCGGCAUCCCCAUGCUCUUUGCUGCUGAGCGCCUCAUGACCAGCUGUCACCUUUCCAUCGACCUGGUCAUCGGUGACGUGGCCAUCACACAGGGCAAGAACUACUGGGCCUGCUGCGUGGACCCCAGUUCCUACCUGGUCAAGGUGGGCGUAGGGCUGGAGAGCAAACUGCAGGAGUGGUUCCAGGUGCCGCAGGACGUGGUGAGCCCCAGGUACGACCCCGACAGCGGGCACGACAGCGGAGCAGAAGACACAACGGUGGAUGCACCUCCGCCCUAUGCUUUCCUGACCAUCGGCAUGGGCAAGAUCUUGCUCUCCCACGGGUCAGCACUCACCUCUCGUGACCCCAACGGCUGCACCGUGCCCUUGCCCCCACGCAUCGGCAUCUGCCUGGACUAUGAGCAGGGCAAGGUGAGCUUCUACGAUGCCGUGUCCUUCCGUGGGCUCUGGGAGUGUGGCGUGGACUGCUCCGGGCCCGUCUGCCCUGCCUUCUGCUUCAUCGGAGGGGGUGCGCUGCAUCUCCAGGAGCUGGUGGCCAACAAGCAGGAGCGUAAAGUGACCAUCGGGGGCUUCGCCAAGCUGGACUGAGCCGUGCCUGUGCUCCCCGCACAGUCUGCUGUGGCCCCUUCCUACUUGCCAAGCGAGCUCCAGGGCCUGAAGGGGUAACGGGGGGCACGGUUGGGCCAGGAGCAGAGCACGCUGGAGCAGACCCAGCCCUGCCCCGGCUCGGAGCUGGCCACGUGUUUGUUUUGUGGGACGGGGAGGGGGGAGGCUGCUUCGC
Messenger RNA from Struthio camelus australis, 1840 nucleotides. NCBI's taxonomy places the organism in Eukaryota, Metazoa, Chordata, Aves, Struthioniformes, Struthionidae. The record is from RefSeq and is a predicted model, not a curated record.